Molecule: messenger RNA, 459 nt
Organism: Cucurbita moschata (crookneck pumpkin)
Lineage: Eukaryota; Viridiplantae; Streptophyta; Magnoliopsida; Cucurbitales; Cucurbitaceae
Product: S-protein homolog 1-like
Exons: 1
Coding region: 1-459 (152 amino acids)
Source: RefSeq, a predicted model, not a curated record
AUGAUAAGGAAUGUGGCUGCAUUGUUUCUCGUGAUGGUAGGUUUGGUCGGGGCUCAGCUUGAAGUUGAGUCUGAGAAGAUCAAUGUAGAGCCUCCGCGAAUAUCCAGUUAUAACAUUCAUUUGGUUAACGAUCUACAAGUCCUUGGUAUAACGGUGCACUGCAAGUCAAAGGAUGAUGAUUUGGGAGUUCAUAAUUUGCCUCAUCGGGGAGAUGAUUACCAUUUUAGUUUUAAGAUUAAUGUUUGGCAAUCAACCCUCUUUUGGUGCAGAGUGGAAAAGCAGAAUGCAUACAUCUCUUUCGAAUGCUUUUGGACAGAAAUACACCACAGAUGGCUUCGUAAUAGAUGCCAAGAUGGAGAUGUAGGAACUUGUACCUGGAAGUUUAAAGAUGAUGGAAUUUACUUGAGACACAAUUCAGCUAAUACGGAUGAAUUGGUUCAUACUUGGAUCAAUAUGUGA